Stomoxys calcitrans (stable fly) is the source of this 1605-nucleotide messenger RNA. It is a transcript of the gene La, whose product is annotated as la protein homolog. Gene Ontology annotation, molecular function: RNA binding. Lineage: Eukaryota; Metazoa; Arthropoda; Insecta; Diptera; Muscidae. The coding region runs from base 134 to 1261 and encodes 375 amino acids. Gene Ontology annotation, biological process: positive regulation of translation; RNA processing. Gene Ontology annotation, cellular component: cytosol; ribonucleoprotein complex; cytoplasmic stress granule. The transcript has 3 exons. The record is from RefSeq and is a predicted model, not a curated record.
AUUUUUAGAUCCCUUCACUCACAGCAUCUCAAUACAAAUACACAAACACGUGUUUUCUGGCUGGGGAAAAUUAUUUUAGAAUUUAAAAUUUUCGUAUUAAAUUCAUAAAAACCCAUUGAAAAACAUCGCCAACAUGACCGCUGAAGUCGCCGAACAAAAACCCGAGAAAGUCGAAGAGGUUUCCAAUGGUGGUGCAACUGAAGCUACAGAGGCCGAAACCAUCAGCCCCGUGGAAAGAAAAAUCAUGCGUCAAGUGGAAUACUAUUUUGGAGAUUCCAAUUUAAAUCGCGAUAAGUUUCUAUUGGACCAGAUUGCCAAAGACUCCGAUGGUUGGGUACCUAUUUCUGUUCUAUUGACCUUCAAGCGUUUGGCUUCUUUGAGUACUGAUGCUGCUGUCAUUGCGGAGGCUUGCGCCAAAUCAGAUGAAGGUUUGGUGGAAGUGAGCGAGGAUAAAAGCAAAAUCAGAAGACACCCCGAAAGACCAAUGCCAGAGCACAACGAGGAGAGACGCAAGGACAUUUCAUCUCGCACAGCUUAUGCCAAAGGUUUCCCCCUGGAUUCCACAAUGGAUGAAUUGUUGGAAUACUUUGCCGGCUUUGAGAAAGUCGUGCACAUAAAUAUGCGCAAGUAUUUGGAUAAACCCACCAAAACAUACAAAUUCAAGGGUAGCGUUUUUGCAACCUUUGAGAAGAAGGAACAGACUGAGAAUUUCAUAGAGAAAGCCAAUCCCAAGUACAAAGAUACCCCAUUAAUUGUCAAAUGGCAAGAGAAGUACAUUGAAGAAAAACGCGAAGAGCAAAAGGCCAAAGCAAACAAGAAAAAAGAGAAGAAGGAAAAGGAGGAGGAAAACACAAUUACCUUGGCCAAAGGUUCAGUGUUGUUCUUUGAAGGAGCCACAGAAGCGGUUACACGUGAACUCAUUAAGGAAGCCGUUGGAAAGGUUAGCAGCGAUUGGGACAUAGCCUAUGUUGAUUUCAGCAGAGGCAACAAGGAUGGUCAUGUCAGAUUCCACGAGGAAGGCUCUGCUGAAAAAUAUUUGGAAAAAUUAGAAGAUAAGAAGCUCAAAAUUAAUGACGAUGUUUCACUUGAUCUCCGCACACUCAGCGAAGAAGAGGAAAAAGAAUUCCUUGCCAAAGCUGUGGAAAACAUGAAAAAUCGUCGCAGUCAUUUCAACCAAAAGAAAGGAGGCUUCAAUCGUAAGCGUCGCAGUGGCAACCACAACGAGCGCAAUGAUGAAAAGAAAGCAAAGAGUGAUGAUUGAACUAAUCCAUAGUUUUUAGUUUCCAUUGUAGGGAAAUCACUUAUCAAUAUUUUAUACUCUUAACACCAGCCUAACGAAACAUAUUCGUUUUAAUUGGUUUUCUCCAGUACUUGUAGUUGGAAGACAAUAACUUCUUCCGUUUUUAAUAUAUGAAUUCCUUUUCAAAUCUUACAACAAGCGAGCAUGUUGUAUGAGAAUAUUGUAGAAUAUCACAGUAGAUCCUUAGUAGGUUUACCCAGCAUAUUGCUUAAUACCUAUAUUACAAAUAAUUUUUAAUCUUUUGUACUAUUUAACAUGUGUGACUAAAGAAAAGAAAUAAAUUCCAAUAUAAAAACUUAGCAAAA